This is a messenger RNA of Arachis duranensis, 2039 nucleotides long. Its product is annotated as glycosyltransferase BC10. The record is from RefSeq and is a predicted model, not a curated record. Gene Ontology annotation, molecular function: glycosyltransferase activity. Gene Ontology annotation, cellular component: membrane. The transcript is spliced from 11 exons. NCBI's taxonomy places the organism in Eukaryota, Viridiplantae, Streptophyta, Magnoliopsida, Fabales, Fabaceae. The coding region runs from base 418 to 1593 and encodes 391 amino acids.
CAAAAACACAGAGAGAGAGAAACAGAGAAAGAGAAAUAGAAAGAGAAACCCAGGCAGAGAAACACAGAGAUAGAGAGCGGGUGAAAAAAAGCAUCGAUUCUUCUCUUUUAUUUUUUAUAAAUUGUUAUUAUUAUUAUUUCAAUUUUUUUGAAAUCCAUCGGUAGUGGUUUCUACAGCGUUUUUUGCCCUAGAUCUUUCUUCACCCGUUCCAUUCCUCUCUGAGAAAUCUUCCAUUGAAAACCAUAAGAUUUACGUCAAUCAUUGAUCUUCCUUCUUGCGCUUCAGCCAGAAUUUUCUCUAUCAAUCUGCUUGAGGUCAUUAAAGGGUGUAUGUCGUGAUUUCUGUGUGUUCAACUGAUGGUAAAUGCGGAUCAAAAGGAGAUUACGGGGGUUUGAAAUCUGUGUCACAUUGACUUAGAUGAAGACAUCAAAAGGUUGGCAUAUAAGCAUGGGUGAUAUGCAAAUAAUGCCGGGGAGUCGCCACCGUCCUCCCAUGAGGAAACCAAUGUGGAUUAUUGUCCUGGUUUUAUUUGUAUGCGUCUUUCUAAUGUGUGCUUAUAUCUACCCACCACAUAGCAGUACAGCCUGUUUUUUCUCUUCUAGAGGGUGUAAGAGUAUUUCUGCUUGGCUUCCGCCUGUUCCGGCUAGAGUAUACACAGAUGAGGAGAUUGCAUCACGUGCUGUGAUUAGGGAUAUUUUGAGCUCACCGCCAAUUGUUUCAAAAAACCCAAAACUUGCCUUCAUGUUUUUGUCACCUGGUGACCUGCCAUUUGAAAGAUUGUGGGACAAGUUUUUCCAAGGUCAUGAAGGGAAGUUCUCUGUCUAUGUGCAUGCAUCCAAGACCAAACCAGUUCAUGAGAGCCGUUAUUUUGUUGAUCGGGAUAUACGCAGUGACCAGGUGGUGUGGGGGAAAAUUUCUAUGGUUGAUGCUGAGAGACGGCUAUUGGCAAAUGCCCUUCAAGACCCUGACAACAUGCACUUUGUUUUACUUUCUGAUAGCUGUGUACCACUGUAUAAUUUUGACUAUGUUUACAACUAUCUGAUGUAUUCAAAUAUCAGCUUUGUUGACUGCUUUAAGGAUCCUGGCCCUCAUGGCAAUGGCAGGUAUUCAGAUCACAUGUUACCCGAAGUCGAGGUGAAGGACUUCAGAAAGGGUGCACAGUGGUUUUCCAUGAAGAGGCAGCAUGCUAUCAUAGUUAUGGCUGAUAACCUGUAUUACUCAAAGUUUCGGGAUUACUGUCAGCCUGGUUUGGAGGGGAGGAAUUGCAUUGCAGACGAGCAUUACUUGCCAACCUUCUUCCAGAUUGUUGAUCCAGGGGGAAUUGCAAACUGGUCAGUAACUCAUGUUGACUGGUCUGAGAGAAAGUGGCAUCCAAAGUCAUAUAGGGAGCACGAUGUUACUUAUGAGCUCUUGAGAAAUAUUACGUCGAUUGAUGUUAGUAUCCACGUCACCAGUGAUGAGAAGAGAGAAGUGCAAAGUUGGCCUUGCUUAUGGAAUGGGGUUCAGAAACCAUGCUACCUAUUUGCUAGGAAAUUCACUCCUGAAACGUUGGACAAGUUGUUGCAUCUAUUUUCCAAUUAUUCAACGCCUUGAGGCAGCUAUAUUUUGAUCUAUUCUUUGGUCGGAGAAGUCGUUGCUUUCGCUUUCGGCCCCCUUCUUGGUUUCUCAUAGUCAGUCAUAUGGCAUGAGAGUUGUAAAUUACAGCAUUGUUGAAGGCUUUGAUCGCCCGUUAGCCACAGAUAUCGGUGUAACCAUAGCGAAACUGGCAUUGCAGUGUGGCCUAAUGUGGAAAGGAGGCUAACUAUUUAGUGUUACUUCCUUGGGAAGGGAUGGAUAUGGAUGUGGAUGACACCACUUUUUUCUUUCUUUUUCAUUUCUUUCCUUUCCUUUCCCUUCCAUUUUGGGCUAUCCAGAUUUUCUAAUUACAUGAAAAAUUUUGGGGGAAUCGUAUAAGCUCAUCAUGUCAUUGUUGAUCUUUGUAAAACUUGAUAAUUGUUUAGUUGGAAAUAUAACGAUACACGUUGCUGUCCGUUCUGAAA